GCUAUUUGCGCUUCCAACAGCGCGCAGUCUAGAUAGGUGCACAGUUUGAAAUGCUGGCUCAAUUGUCUGUUUUCUGAACGAUGGAUCUACGCUACUUUGCUAUAACAAACGAGAAACAUAUCGUUUGGCAUCGGUCGUUCUCAAAACGUAGCUUUGAAGACGUGGUACUUAAAUAUCUGUUAUGUAAUCCUCCAGAUCAAGAUAUAUACUAUAGUGAAGGGGAUUUCUCUCUUCACUGCCUGACCGUUUCAGGACUUUCCUUUAUCGCGGUAACCGAUCGAAAUGCUUCUCGACAAAAAUUUCGGAACUUGGUUGUAGAGGUUUCUCGCAAUUUCCUAAGCGAUGGUACAAGAUUUCAAAGGGCUAAAAGUGGUGGUAAAGAUUGUUUACAACAGUCUUAUAAUAUAACCUUGGAAGAUUUGAUGGAAUCACCCAACUCUUCUAAGGGAAAUGAUUCGUUGGACCAGUUACGUAAUAAUGUGAAUACUGUAACAGCUGUGAUGCAAGAGAAUACUAGACUAGCGCUUCAACGAGGUGAUCGGUUAAACAAUUUGGUCAGUAAAACAGAUGAACUUGCAGCCAGCGCUAAUCAAUUCCAAACAACUGCUACAAAAGUGGCCCGAAAAACUUGGUGGGAAAAUUUUCGUAUGAAAUUAAUUAUUGUUGGCGUUGUCGGUGGCAUACUUCUGGUAAUUGUGAUAAUUAUACUCUGGCAGACUGGAGUGUUCAAUAGCAAAUCGCAACACCAGUAAUAAUAGCAACAGUAAAUAAUUCACUUCAUAUUGUUUAUUACAUGGAACAGAAAAUGCAAAGAAACACCCAUAUUAAAAUUAGGUGAGAUAUUCGAUGUGUUUUUUUUACAGGAUCAAUUUAUACAACACUUAUUCCAUUCAAACGUCUUGUUAAAAUUUCCAUUUUCUUUACUGCGACAUGUUUUCCUUUUUGUCCCUCGUGACAGAUAAAUUUUACAAAUGAUGACAAUGAUUGUUAUUCCACAGUAUAUUGUAAUUUUUAUGCUAUACUAUAAAUAUACAUACUUGAGUCUUUUUUUGUAAUCACUAUCCCUACUACUAAUCCUACAUUAACUACUUCUCACUGAUAUAAUGUCUUUUCUAUAUAGGCGCAGAGAUUUAAUAACAAUUAUAUAUAUAUAUAUAUAUAUAUAUAUAUAUAUAUAUAUAUAUAUAUAUAUAUAUAUAUAUAUAGUGUUCGGAAUGAUUUUUUCACUCAACAUCUAUCUCCUUUGUAUGGAUGACUAUCUUUCCGAUGUAUAUUGAUUAUUUAUUCUUUAUUGAUUCCAAUACACAUUUUCUUUACCUUCAAUAACAAUGUCUUUUUGAAAGCUGAUGAUUAUAAAUAAAUGAAAGAUAAAAGAGGUACAAACUGUUUGAUAACUUUUUGUUGGAAUUACACUUUGUAAACGUAUGUAUUUGUGUUUAUGCGUGCGUGCGUGCGUUCAUAUAUGUUCAAGUGACUUCAUAAUAAUACCAUCAUUAUUCAUUUUCAUCAUUAUUUCCGUGCCCUAUCCUUUUUACUUCUUCUCUACAGAUAAUCUAAAGUAUACUCAUUUCUGUACUAUUUCUUCUUGCGAUUGUUUUUAUUAUUAUUAACAUUAUGAAAAAAAUGUGUAUUUGGAAUUUCUUCUCUGGAAGAAUUCCUUCUUAUUAUUGAUUUAUACUUAUCAUGGUUUUACUUUUUACCAGAUUUAAAUUAAUAUGUUUGCUCAAUAUACAUAAAUUUUCUUUUCCUUUUUUUAAAAAAAGAAAAAUCAUAUUUGUCGUGUAAUGAAUACCAACAAAAUUGAAUUCUAAAUUUGUUUUGGAUUUCUGUAAAAUUAAUGGAAUGAUUGUAAUGUUGAAUCUGUGUAAACGCAUAAAUUUAACAGACUAGUUCAGGUGUGUGUUGUAUUUGUUUUGGUUACUAUAGUGUUGACAUAUCAACGAAGUAAAACAUGGGUGUUUACCAAAGUGAUUUUUCAUUUUGAUUCAUUUAAGUUUUGGAUUUUGUUUAAGACCCGUUACUUCCAUUUAGUUGUGCAUUCGAAACCAUCUCCAUAUUCUGAUGUUUGGACGUACGAAUUGUAGUACUAUUAGGGCAUUCGUUAUGUUUGGCUGAAAAUGUAAUAUGCGAACAUUUAUGCAGUUCCUGAGAUUAGGAUUAUUUAUUAAUAAAAAAGUAUUCCUAUAAAUAGGAGUAAACUACAACCCUUAAAAAACCGAUGAAUUCGUAGACAUUUUAUAAAUGUUUUAAAAACAAAACUCAUAUGGUUAAUGAGGUUGAACAGAAAUUCCCUACUGAUUUUAUUAUCUAUACAAAUAUAAUGUCAGUAAUGAUGUUACAGAUCACUAUUUUGUCAGAUAGUUUUUGCAAAGAAGAAUAUAAAGUUACUUAUGAUGUGCACAAUUAUGUGAUGCGAAAUAUUCUAUCUCAAUUAUUGUUGUAACUGUAUCUUUUCCUGAGAAUAAAAAAUUUCAUGUGUUAA
Messenger RNA from Schistosoma haematobium, 2482 nucleotides. RefSeq lists its product as uncharacterized. Gene Ontology annotation, cellular component: membrane. The transcript has 5 exons. Lineage: Eukaryota; Metazoa; Platyhelminthes; Trematoda; Strigeidida; Schistosomatidae. The coding region runs from base 81 to 752 and encodes 223 amino acids. Gene Ontology annotation, biological process: vesicle-mediated transport. The record is from RefSeq and is a predicted model, not a curated record.